Messenger RNA from Rhinolophus ferrumequinum (greater horseshoe bat), 2357 nucleotides. It is a transcript of the gene MAPK8, whose product is annotated as mitogen-activated protein kinase 8. The transcript has 12 exons. NCBI's taxonomy places the organism in Eukaryota, Metazoa, Chordata, Mammalia, Chiroptera, Rhinolophidae. The record is from RefSeq and is a predicted model, not a curated record. Gene Ontology annotation, cellular component: nucleus; cytoplasm. Gene Ontology annotation, biological process: protein phosphorylation; JNK cascade. Gene Ontology annotation, molecular function: ATP binding; JUN kinase activity. Bases 218 to 1372 code for a protein of 384 amino acids.
UGCGCGGUGACGGCCCGCGUCCCUGUUACUCAGCGGAGCGGCCGAGGCCGGACGACGCGGCCGGGAUCGCAGAGCCGCGAGCAACGCUGGGUAACGGCCGCUGCGACCGCCCGGACGGCACCGGUCCCCGCCGGCGGGCUUUCCUGUCGCCGUUCGGUGCGCUGCCGGCUUCUCGGUGAAUUUUUGGAUGAAGCCAUUAAAUUAAUUGCUUGCCAUCAUGAGCAGAAGUAAGCGUGACAGCAAUUUUUAUAGUGUAGAGAUUGGAGACUCUACAUUCACAGUCCUGAAACGAUACCAGAAUUUAAAACCUAUAGGCUCAGGAGCUCAAGGAAUAGUAUGUGCAGCUUAUGAUGCCAUUCUUGAAAGAAAUGUUGCAAUCAAGAAGCUAAGCCGGCCAUUUCAGAAUCAAACUCAUGCUAAGCGGGCAUACAGAGAGCUAGUUCUUAUGAAAUGUGUUAAUCACAAAAAUAUAAUUGGCCUUUUGAAUGUUUUCACACCACAGAAAUCCCUAGAAGAAUUUCAAGAUGUUUACAUAGUCAUGGAGCUCAUGGAUGCAAAUCUUUGCCAAGUGAUUCAGAUGGAACUAGAUCAUGAAAGAAUGUCCUACCUUCUCUAUCAGAUGCUGUGUGGAAUCAAGCACCUUCACUCUGCUGGAAUUAUUCACCGGGACUUAAAGCCCAGUAAUAUAGUAGUAAAAUCAGACUGCACUUUGAAGAUUCUUGACUUUGGACUGGCCAGGACUGCGGGAACUAGUUUUAUGAUGACACCUUAUGUAGUGACCCGCUACUACAGAGCGCCUGAAGUCAUCCUAGGGAUGGGCUACAAAGAAAACGUGGAUUUAUGGUCUGUGGGGUGCAUUAUGGGAGAAAUGGUUUGCCACAAAAUCCUCUUUCCAGGAAGGGACUAUAUUGAUCAAUGGAAUAAAGUUAUUGAACAGCUGGGAACACCAUGUCCUGAAUUCAUGAAGAAACUACAACCAACAGUAAGGACUUAUGUUGAAAACAGACCUAAAUAUGCUGGAUAUAGCUUUGAGAAGCUCUUCCCCGAUGUACUUUUCCCAGCUGACUCAGAACACAACAAACUUAAAGCCAGUCAGGCAAGGGAUUUGUUAUCCAAAAUGCUGGUAAUUGAUGCAUCUAAAAGGAUCUCUGUCGAUGAAGCUCUCCAGCACCCGUACAUCAAUGUCUGGUAUGACCCUUCUGAAGCAGAAGCUCCACCACCAAAGAUACCUGACAAGCAGUUAGAUGAAAGGGAACACACAAUAGAAGAAUGGAAAGAAUUGAUAUACAAGGAAGUUAUGGACUUGGAGGAGAGAACCAAGAAUGGAGUUAUACGGGGGCAGCCCUCUCCUUUAGCACAGGUGCAGCAGUGAUCAAUGGCUCUCAGCAUCCAUCGUCAUCGUCGUCUGUCAAUGAUGUGUCUUCAAUGUCAACAGAUCCGACUUUGGCCUCGGACACAGACAGCAGUCUGGAAGCGUCGGCUGGGCCUCUGGGCUGCUGUAGAUGACUACUUGGGCCUUGAGGGGGGAGGGGGGUCGUUUAGUCAUUGAUAGAACUACUUUGGAAGCAAUUCAGUGGUCUUAUUUUUGAGUGAUUUUUCCAAAAUGUAGAAUUCAUUUUGCAGUAAAGUAGUUUAUUUUUUUUUAAAUUUCAAGUGAUGUAAUUUAAAACUUAAGUUGUGUUUUAAAACAGCAACAAAACUGUAUUGUAUUUUUGCUGUAAUUAACUGUAUAAUGUAAACCUAAUUAUUUUAUCAUGGUUUAAAAUUUUUGCAUAUUUGCUUUAUCUUAUGCUGCUGAUUUUUUUUUUUUUUACUGAAUUUGUAAGAUUUUGUUUAUCAAAGCAAUUAUUAUGUGGUGACUUGCCUAUAUCAUGAAUUAUUUAAGAUUUUUAUAGUUUUUUUAUUAGAAUUUAUUUCAAAUGUUUUGUUCAUGAUGCUGUCCUUCAGGGUUAUGUGCUUAUCAAUGAAAUAACCCAGAGGAGUGAGGAAAAAUGACCUGUAGCCAGUUAUAUUCAGGAAUAACUACUGUAAGUGAUGAACGCAUUAAAAAAAAACCUCCAAUAUUUGCUACUUGCCAAUCCUAAUUUAGUCACCACAAUUGGUAGUGAUCCUACCUGAGUUUUGGCAAAAGCCCCAUCAUGUAAAUGGCAGAAUAACUCCGAGCAUGUCUUUGAAGAUGCUGGGCAUCUACCACCACCCUCCUCCCCCACCGCCCCCAACAGAAGGCAGGUAAAGAGAAUUCGGUGUUUUCUGCACAUCUGUGGCAUGCUCGAGGCUUGUGAUCACAUCAAGUCAAGAGGAUACUUCAUGAAUAAUACAUUUCAAUGCAAAUAAACAGAUGGUUCACUUCUCCUAGC